UGCGGUAGAGAUGUUCGCGAGUGUCUGAGACCUGGUGACACGUUCUGUCUUUAGCCAUUGACCUGCCGGACGAGUAAUGAUUGUGUUAAAAAAAAAAAAGUAAACAAACAGGGCUUUUCCUCCGGCUUUAGGAUUUGAUUACUUUUGUCUCGUGCGGGCCACCGUGGCGCCUCUGACUUGCGUGCCAGUCUGUGCGCGUCGCGGUGCAUCGUGGGUAGGAGCGAGACUCGUUCUCACCGCUGCGGAAGAUGGCGGACGCCUUCGGGGAUGAUCUCUUCAGCGUGUUCGAGGACGACUCAGCGGGACCCAAGAAAGACAAAGAGAAGGGCAAAUGGAAGGGAGCGCCAGGGUCGGCUGACAAGGCUGGGAAACAUUUUGAUGCCAAAUUACAGUCUGAGUCUGCCAGCAGUGGAAAAAAGAGAGAUGCAGACUUCGAAGGCACAGAUGAGCCCCUUUUCGGCAAGAAGCUCAAGAUAGAAGACUCCGUCGCUGAAGAGUUAAGUUUGGCAGACCUGAUGCCUAGAGUCAAGGUGCAGUCCGUUGAAACUGUUGAAGGCUGUACACAUGAGGUUGCACUUCCUGCGGAUGAGAAUUAUGUACCACUUAGACCUCGAGUUGGAAAGGCAGCAAAGGAAUACCCAUUCAUUCUUGAUGCUUUCCAAAGAGAAGCCAUUCAGUGCGUUGAUAACAACCAGUCCGUGUUAGUGUCUGCACACACGUCAGCAGGGAAAACUGUGUGUGCUGAGUAUGCUAUUGCUUUGGCUUUAAGGGAAAAACAACGUGUAAUCUUUACUAGCCCAAUUAAGGCCCUAAGUAACCAGAAAUACCGUGAAAUGUAUGAAGAAUUUCAAGAUGUUGGUCUGAUGACUGGAGAUGUUACUAUUAAUCCCACAGCAUCUUGUCUAGUUAUGACUACAGAGAUUUUGAGAAGUAUGCUGUACAGAGGUUCUGAAGUUAUGCGAGAAGUUGCUUGGGUCAUAUUUGAUGAAAUUCAUUACAUGAGAGAUUCAGAGCGUGGUGUAGUGUGGGAAGAAACUAUUAUUCUGCUUCCUGAUAACGUCCACUACGUCUUUCUUUCUGCCACUAUUCCCAAUGCCCGGCAGUUUGCUGAAUGGAUUUGUCAUUUACACAAACAGCCUUGUCAUGUGAUCUACACAGAUUAUCGGCCUACUCCAUUGCAACACUACAUUUUUCCAGCAGGGGGAGAUGGGCUUCACCUUGUGGUUGAUGAAAAUGGUGACUUCAGAGAAGAUAAUUUUAAUACUGCAAUGCAAGUGCUUCGCGAUGCAGGUGAUUUGGCAAAAGGAGAUCAAAAGGGGCGGAAAGGAGGAACAAAAGGACCAUCAAAUGUGUUCAAGAUUGUGAAGAUGAUUAUGGAAAGAAAUUUUCAGCCUGUAAUUAUUUUCAGUUUUAGUAAGAAAGAUUGUGAAGCAUAUGCUCUUCAAAUGACGAAACUGGAUUUCAACACAGAUGAAGAAAAAAAGAUGGUAGAAGAAGUGUUCAGUAAUGCAAUUGACUGCUUGUCUGAUGAGGACAGAAAGCUCCCUCAGGUUGAACAUGUCCUUCCUCUUCUGAAGCGAGGCAUUGGUAUUCACCAUGGUGGAUUACUUCCUAUUUUGAAAGAAACUAUAGAGAUCCUCUUUUCUGAAGGACUGAUAAAGGCAUUAUUUGCCACAGAGACUUUUGCAAUGGGAAUUAACAUGCCAGCUAGAACCGUUUUAUUUACAAAUGCCCGUAAAUUUGAUGGGAAAGAUUUCCGUUGGAUUUCCUCUGGUGAGUACAUCCAGAUGUCUGGCCGUGCUGGAAGGAGAGGAAUGGAUGAUAGAGGAAUUGUGAUUCUUAUGGUAGAUGAAAAGAUGAGCCCAACAAUUGGAAAACAGCUACUUAAGGGCUCAGCUGAUCCUCUAAACAGUGCUUUCCACCUGACCUACAACAUGGUUUUGAACUUACUCCGUGUAGAAGAAAUUAAUCCUGAGUACAUGCUGGAAAAAUCGUUCUAUCAGUUUCAACAUUAUCGAGCAAUUCCAGGAGUAGUAGAGAAGGUAAAGAAGUCAGAAGAACAGUAUAAUAAAAUAGUAAUUCCCAAUGAAGAAAGUGUAAUUAUUUACUACAAGAUUAGACAGCAGCUUGCCAAACUUGGUAAAGAAAUUGAAGAAUAUAUCCAUAAACCAAAAUACUGCUUACCAUUUCUACAGCCAGGACGAUUGGUAAAGGUGAAAAAUGAAGGUGAUGACUUUGGUUGGGGAGUAGUAGUGAAUUUCUCAAAAAAGUCAAAUGUUAAGCCCAAUUCUGGUGAACUGGAUCCUUUGUAUGUUGUGGAAGUGCUCCUGCGCUGUAGCAAAGAGAGCUUAAAGAACUCUGCCACGGAGGCAGCCAGGCCAGCGAAGCCUGAUGAGAAAGGAGAGAUGCAGGUUGUCCCGGUUUUGGUGCAUCUUUUGUCUGCUAUAAGCAGUGUUAGGCUUUAUAUUCCAAAAGACCUUCGGCCUGUGGACAACAGACAGAGUGUUUUGAAGUCAAUACAGGAAGUUCAGAAGCGUUUUCCUGACGGCGUGCCCUUACUAGACCCUAUUGAUGAUAUGGGCAUUCAAGAUCAAGGGCUGAAAAAAGUUAUUCAGAAAGUUGAGGCUUUUGAGCAUCGCAUGUAUUCUCACCCACUUCACAAUGAUCCAAAUUUGGAAACUGUGUACACACUCUGCGAAAAAAAAGCACAGAUUGCUGUUGACAUCAAGUCUGCAAAGCGAGAGCUGAAGAAAGCGAGGACCGUCCUCCAGAUGGACGAGCUCAAAUGCCGCAAGCGCGUUUUGAGAAGGCUGGGCUUCGCCACCUCCUCGGACGUCAUAGAGAUGAAAGGGCGAGUAGCAUGUGAGAUAAGCAGUGCUGAUGAGCUCCUUCUCACUGAGAUGAUGUUUAAUGGCCUUUUCAAUGACCUUUCUGCAGAACAAGCAACGGCAUUAUUAAGCUGCUUUGUGUUUCAAGAGAAUUCUAGUGAGAUGCCCAAAUUAACAGAGCAGUUGGCGGGACCACUUCGUCAAAUGCAGGAAUGUGCUAAAAGAAUUGCAAAAGUCUCAGCAGAAGCAAAACUGGAAAUUGAUGAAGAAACUUACCUGAGCUCAUUCAAACCUCACUUAAUGGAUGUAGUGUAUACUUGGGCAACUGGAGCUACGUUUGCCCACAUCUGUAAGAUGACAGAUGUUUUUGAAGGCAGCAUAAUUCGUUGUGUGAGGCGUCUAGAAGAACUACUACGACAGAUGUGUCAGGCAGCAAAGGCCAUCGGAAACACCGAGCUGGAGAAUAAGUUUGCAGAAGGAAUCACGAAAAUUAAGAGGGAUAUUGUGUUUGCUGCCAGCCUGUAUUUAUAGACUGAAAAUUUAAAAUUAUUCAUCAUCUGGCUGAUUACAGUGGACUACAAAUGCUUAUAGCGUGUUCAAGGGGUUUUCUCAUCUUAAAGAGCUCUACACCAACACUUUAAUAUGUAUGAUAAUUAAAAACAUCAUCCUAAGGAAGCACAGACAUAUGUACAUAAGCAUAAUAUCUUUUAAUAAAAAAUAUACAGGUGGGGUA
Molecule: messenger RNA, 3561 nt
Organism: Jaculus jaculus (lesser Egyptian jerboa)
Lineage: Eukaryota; Metazoa; Chordata; Mammalia; Rodentia; Dipodidae
Gene: Mtrex
Product: Mtr4 exosome RNA helicase
Exons: 27
Coding region: 249-3359 (1036 amino acids)
Biological process (GO): maturation of 5.8S rRNA; RNA catabolic process
Cellular component (GO): nucleus
Molecular function (GO): RNA binding; ATP binding; RNA helicase activity
Source: RefSeq, a predicted model, not a curated record